This is a messenger RNA of Trichoderma gamsii, 2934 nucleotides long. RefSeq lists its product as hypothetical. The record is from RefSeq and is a predicted model, not a curated record. Lineage: Eukaryota; Fungi; Ascomycota; Sordariomycetes; Hypocreales; Hypocreaceae. Bases 1 to 2934 code for a protein of 977 amino acids. The transcript has a single exon.
AUGGCGAUGAAGAAAUUUUCCAAGAUCUUGUCGCGGCGGCUAGGGCGAUCUGGUGGAGAUGAUCAUCACCGCUGGGACGCGGGACUGCAGUCAGGGCUAGAUUUCCACCAGCUUACAUCGAGGCGGUGGCGGAGCGGCGAUGAUGGCUUGGCAUUGAAUGGCGAGAACCACAGCCGGGUAUUCACAAAGGAGGUUCCGACGUACGGCGCCGGCAGGAUUUUGGCCGACGGGAGCGAGGACGCGGGACAACUAUGUGAUAUCUGCGAGGCAAUCGACUUUCCGAGGCUACUGGAUUGGAAGCCUGGGGAUGCAAGACCAUGGGUUUCUUUGGCACACUGCUUGAGGCUAAAAUUACCGGACGAAGAGGAACUCAGCAGACAUCGCAAUGGAUCGACAUCGGAGGAAGAGGACCUCAGCGAGGAUGAGAGGCGGAGGAGAAGGAGGCGGGAAGGGAACCUAUGCCCCUGGUGUGUCUUCUUUCACUCCAUGAUCACCACUGUACCGGAAGGAGAUGAAACUGGCGGCGCAGAUGGAAGGGAUGACAGAGCUUUGAAAACCAAAUACACCCCGUAUUUGCGCAUUCGCCUAGCAUUCGAGCGGCUAGGCGGUGGAGAGAAGCACCCGCUGGCGAAAUCGGUGCUCUUCGAAGUGACGACUAGGAAUCGGUCGCUUCCGUGGGGUUACAUUGUCAGGGCUGCACCUGCUAAGGGGGUCGAUGUUCAAACAGACCAUGUGGAAACAAAGGCUGGGGCUGGGACUGAGACUGAGACUGAGACUGAGACGAGAGUAAGUAGAGAGACAGCAUCUGAAAGGGGUGUAGGGUCGGGCAUAGAAUCAGUCACCGAAGUUGAACCAAAGGAAGAGGCGGAAUCCGAGCUGAAGCCACGAGCAAUAGCUGCAGAAGCAAAAGUGGAGGAGCCGAUCGAAGAGAAGUUGAAUGGUCUUGUCAUAGCAAAUGUGAAAGCCAGUCGAGGAGAGGAGCCAAAAGUCAUUUGGGGAAGAGAGAUAACCCCGCUGCUCGAUCUCGAUCUCGCAAAGUACUGGAUUGACUUCUGCAACGAGAAUCAUACUACAGGGCCCUGUGCCGUCAAGGAUCGAACCUUGGUAAAGGGACUGAGGCUAAUUGACUGCGAAGAGGGUAAAGUCGUUCUUGCGGAGAAUGUAUCAACACCGACUCCCAACGACAAACCCCAGGACGCUGAAUGUCAGAGCAUCACUCCCAGCCACAACAACAGCAUCAUGCAUCAGAAUGUGGACUAUGUUACGCUCAGCUAUGUAAUGGGGACCUAUCGCGAGGAUGACGAUGACAACGGCAAUGACGAAACCCUGCCACGCAGACUCCCGCAGGUUGUCACCGAUGCUAUUUCCACCACCAAGGCCCUCGGAUACCGCUAUCUAUGGGUGGAUCGAUACUGUAUCCCAAGAAAGGGAGACACAAAGGGGGCGUCUGAACGCCAGCGGCAGCUCGAACUCAUGGGCCAGAUAUACGGCCACUCGGCACUAACUCUCGUUGUCGCCGCGGGAGAAGGGGUUCGUGAUGGCAUUGCCGGAAUCAGCGCCCCGCGCGAAGAGCAGCUUUCAAUCCAGACCGAGUCCGACCUUUUUACUACCUCUCUUCUUCGUCCGGAUCUCGAGGUGGCUUCAUCGAAAUGGGCGUCUCGCGCAUGGACCUACCAGGAAGGUCUUUUGUCGCGACGACGGAUCAUCUUUACACCCUCGCAGAUUUACUUCCAGUGUCAAGCAUUACAUUGUCACGAAAGCCUCUCUCUUCCUCUAAAAUACGCACCGGGACUGAACUUUGGUCGCGUCUUUCCCCCUUCUAUCGACGACGUUCUUCAGCCUAACAAGAUAAAAAAUCAUAUCAAGGCCUACCUCGCCAAGAGCAUCAGCAACACCGACGACCGCCUGGACGCCAUUAGGGGCCUGCUCCGCGAAUAUUCUGUGAAAGAGAAGCUGCCAGUAGACAACUUGCUCGGCCUACCGCUAUUUCACCCGGACGACUUCACCAAACACAAGGUCGUUAGCCAAACGGACCGCCUCGCCAUUGCCCUUGGCUGGAUGCCCAGCCGCCCACUCCCUUCCUCCUCCGUAUCCUCCUCCUCCGCCACCUCAUCCCAUGACGACCUUCCCUAUAGCCUCGCCAUCGACCCUUACUCCCUCAUCGAUACCCCCAACCCAUUCCCUUCAUGGUCUUGGCUCGCAUGGCGCCUAAACCAGACGACGUACAGCUACAACGCCCCCGGCCACUCCUUCAACUUUAACCUUGUGGACGACGCUUCCCCGCUGCUUGACCGUGUAUCUGCGCCGCCAGGUAUGGAGAUCUCCGUCGGCUUCAGCGAUGGCAUGGUUCUCUCUUGGGAAAUUGACGGCGACGCCAUCGCUCGCAAGGCCGACAAGAUCGAGAUGCUCCGUCUCAAGACCUUCUGCUUCGACCUCACGGUCAAGAAAGCCGCCGCCGGCCUGGGUGCGAAAUACGGCUUCUCUCUCGCUGAACCUGUGGCCUCCGCGUUGGGCAAAUCUGCCACCGACUCCAUUGAGGCCUGGAUCAGGCGCUCGUCCGUCACUGUCUUGUCUGCCUCCGCGGAUGACGUGCCGGCUGGCCAGGAGUACUCGCUCAUCGGAGUGCUCGUGUCUGGGCGGCAUUGGAAGCCUGAGAGCACAGCGCAGCAGCCUCAUGGACAUCAUCAUCGCUCAGCGGCUCCGAAGACGGCGGGGCCCGCCUCCACGGCGAUGGCUACGAUUUUGAUAUGUAGGCGCGCAAACUGGGAUCCCGAAAGCCGCUUAAUUCGUCUCGGAGUGCUGAACGUGGCGUAUGACGGUUUGGUGCCUGUGGCAGGCGAGGCUGAUGCGUCGGUUAUGAAGGGGAUUGACGCGAGGAUUGGCGAGGAGAAGAAGGAUUUAAGGGUGAAGCUGCGAGAGUUGGACAUCUACUGA